UUUUUCUGAAAAAUGGCGGCGAGUACUGGUGGUUGUUCAUCAUCCUCAGAUUCAUUGUUUAACAAUUUUUAUGUUGAGGUAAAAGAAAUAGAGAAGAGAGAUUCUGUCCUUACUCCUAAACAACAAAUUGAUCGUCUUCUCCGUCCUGGCUCAACUUACUUCAACCUUAACCCAUUUGAGGUUCUACAAGUGGAACCAGAAGCUGUUUUAGAUGAUGUAAAAAAACAGUACAGAAAGUUGUCUAUCCUUGUUCAUCCAGACAAGAAUGUUGAUGACAGAGACAGAGCCCAAAAAGCUUUUGAUAUUAUCAACAAGGCAUAUAAAACACUAGAAGAUGAACAGUCAAGGAAAAGAGCAUUGGACGUUGUUGAAGAAGCGAAAGGUCGAACUGAUCAAAUGAUAUCAGAGAAGAGAAAGAAACAGAAGAAGGAAGGAAAGGGAUCCAAAGUAGAAGAGGAUGACCCUGUUAAAUACAAGCACGCAAUAUAUGUCAUGACAAUGAAACUUUUUGCGGACAUGGAGAGAAAGAGGCGUCAGUUGGAGGAAAAGGACAUGGAAAUGAGAAAAAGAAAACGUGAACAAGAGAUUGAAGAUGAAGAGAAGCAGAAAAUAGAAAAGGAGUGGCAGAAAAAUUUUGAGGAAAGCCGAGAAAAUCGAGUCAACAACUGGAAAGCUUUUCAACAGGGAUCCAAAACUAAAAAGAUGAAGGGUGGAUUUAGACCUCCUAAGCAUAAAGCAGAACAGAGAUGAUUUCCCUCACGAAAUGCUCGACAUUCUUUUUAUCAUACUUCAUCUAUCAUCUUUCUGAUUUCUGUGUAACCAUCACCAGGAGAUCAUUGUCAUGGGUGUUUGAAUCAGAUAAUCCGAUUCCGUGGUGAACAAUUCAUGAUUGUAUAAAAAAAAAACACCAUUAUUUGACAGAGCACAGAGCUUCUGAAAAACGUACUUUAGUAAGAAUAUAAUUUUGAAGAUGUUUUUUUGUUAGUAUUUUGGUGUUAAGGAUAAAAUAAACAUGACAUCUUUUUCACAAUUCCCUGUUGCUUCUUACCAUAUGAACAGAAUCAAGAAAUGUCAUGUUGUUUUUUGAGGGUUUGAUAACCUUAAUUAUAAUACAGUACAUUUAAAAUGUAAUUUUUAUAAACAGACUUGAAUACUUAAUAGACCAACACAUUUUUUUCUUCCUUAGUGUUACUUUCUCUUUUUUUUUCCCAAUUUUUAGCACAUGUACAUAUAUCCAUUAUAAUCUUUUGUUUCGUUUUCGAAUAUGCUCAGAUUUUUAUCAUUAGGAGACUAUUCUAAUUAAGUGUAUUUUUUUGGUAGACUUCCAUGUUUUAUUUUAAUAAAAGAAACUCAAAAUUAGUGCCAGUAAACUAUUAAGUUUUCUCUACAAAUUUGAAGUGUUGUGAAAGGUUUAAAUGAAAUAUCAAUUAACUGUAACUCGGUGAGAAACAGACAAAAAUAUUAUGAACAACUUAAUUUGGGUCAUAUAAAAGCUUAUGAAGCUUGCAUAAAUAUUAAAGAUGAUGAAAAAGAAAUUCGGACAGUUUCUUCAAACAUCAUUUGUACAAAAGGUGGAAUAUUGAAAAAUGUAAUUUUUUUUAUGUUCCAGAUGUUUUUAUUUUACAUCUUGACAACAAAUUUUGUUGAAUUCUCCAGUCUAUGAUGCAUGUCAGAAUAAGAACGUAAUUAGGAAAAAUAUUUUUCACACGUUUGCUAUGUUACUUUGCUGUUCAUCUACGUUUAGCGAGUUUUCUUCAAAACUUGGUGUUUUGGAAAAAAAUUGCAUAUAAUACUCUAGAUGUUUGAAAAAUGUUUACAGAUCUAAAAAAAACUCGUGGCGAUGGGUAUCUCAUUUACGAUGUAAUUUGUUGAUGUGAAA
Limulus polyphemus (Atlantic horseshoe crab) is the source of this 1879-nucleotide messenger RNA. Its product is annotated as dnaJ homolog subfamily C member 8-like. The transcript has 9 exons. Gene Ontology annotation, cellular component: nucleus. Lineage: Eukaryota; Metazoa; Arthropoda; Merostomata; Xiphosura; Limulidae. The record is from RefSeq and is a predicted model, not a curated record. The coding region runs from base 13 to 750 and encodes 245 amino acids.